AAGGCUAUGGCUCCCGCAUUGGCGUGCUCUCUCGGCAAUGCGCCAGGAUCACUAGGUCAGGGUUUUUCUCCCAGGAGGAGCGGCCGAUUCGCCGCUACCGCCGCGGCCGACUCGAAUCCAUCGCUGCAUUCUUCUUCUCUGUUCGCGGGGUUUGAUUUCGGGACGUCCGGCGCGCGCGUUGUGGUGAUCGACAAGGAAGGGGAGAUUCUUGCGGAGAGGAAGCGGCAGUAUCCAGCUGAGAAUCCCGCGGCUGCCAGCGCAUGGAGGGCGACGCUAUUUGCGCUGCUGGAAGAAAUUCCGGUGGAAUUCCGCGCUCGCGUUGGCUCGAUUUGUCUGGAUGGGACUUCUGCGACCACGAUGAUCGUCGACAGAAACACGGGUGAAUUGUUGUCCCGUCCAGUUCUAUAUAACGAGAGCUGUUCCCAGAGUCUACCAUUCGUCCACCAGAUUGCUCCUGCCAACCACACUGUUCUCACUGGAACUUCCACUCUGUGCAAAAUGGUCGCAUGGUGGCAGCGAGCCGAGAAAGAGCAAAGGAAGAACGCGAUUUUGAUGCACCAGGCGGACUGGCUCUUGUAUCUUCUCCAUGGGCGACUCGGUAUUUCCGAUUACAACAACGCUCUAAAGGUCGGCUUUGAUCCCGAAACGGAGGAGUAUCCAGAUUGGUUACGGAAGCAGGAGUUUGGCGACAUGCUGCCGAAUGUGAUAGAACCUGGGGCUGUUGUAGGGAAAGUCACUUCUGCAAUAGCGACUACCUUUGGACUUCCUCCGAGCUGCGUUGUUUGCACGGGGACAACUGAUAGUAUAGCAGCUUUCUUAGCUGCUCGAGCUACGGAACCUGGCGAGGCAGUAACUUCCCUUGGAUCGACACUUGCAGUGAAGCUUAUAAGUACCGAGCGAGUUGAUGAUGCCCGCUAUGGAGUGUACAGCCAUCGGAUUCAGGGCCAAUGGCUCGUAGGCGGGGCUUCAAACACGGGAGGCAUUGUCCUGCGACAGUAUUUUAGCGACAAGGAGUUGGAUGUUCUCAGUCACGCUAUUAAUCCCAACAAACCUUCAGUUCUAGAUUAUUAUCCUCUGCCAAGUACAGGUGAGCGUUUUCCGGUGGCAGAUCCCAACCUGGAGCCCAGGCUAGAACCACGGCCACCUAAUGAUGUGGAGUUUCUGCAUGGAUUGCUUGAAUCAAUUGCUCGCAUUGAGGCUCGAGCAUAUAAGCUGCUGGGAGACUUGGGAAGUACAAAGCUGAGAGCUGUUUUUACCUCAGGAGGCGGUUCCAAGAAUCAUGUUUGGGAACGCAUAAGGCAGAGGGUUUUGGGAGUUCCAGUAUCUGCCUCGCAGCACAGGGAGGCUGCCUACGGAGCUGCUUUGCUAGCGCUCCAAGGGUCUGGAUCAAUACAGUGAUGGGAUACAUUGCGUUUCUCGAGUUCUAAGUACUGUUUUGCAAGUUAUGUUCAGGACACUGCUUCUUGGACCCGGACGAACGUCUGGUAAUGGAGGGAUGUUACAUGCACGAACAGCAAAGUGUGAUUUUAAUUUUCAACCGUACCACGUGCUCGUUCAGCAAGUUUGGUUGUCGAGAGUAAUUCUUGCAGGCAUCGCAAAUCUUUUGCACCUGGGACUGACAGAUUCAAAUGUGCAAGUUUCCGAAGUAUUUUGCUAGAGCUAACAGAACUCUUGUGAGCUGCUUGAACGGGGGAGGGUCUAUUUUCACGCGCUCGCUCUCAGAUGCGUGCUGUAUUCUUUUCUUUUACUAUGCGCCUGCUAUGACAAUAUUGCUGGACGCCUCUUCAACAAUAAGAGAUGGCUGAUUUAACAGGAAGUCGGCAGCAGAGCAUGCAUCAACGAUGAAUAGAUUGAAGCGUUCCUUGAACGCCUCGACCUGCUGUUCUUUCGAUUUGAAGCGGUCGCAGAAUCUUUUCAUGUUUAUUAUUAUAUGGCCUUCGCUCAUCAUCCGGCCCAGAAGAGAUUAUUCUCGGCGUGCGUCGUCAGCAUUGUCAACCACGAUCGAAGGGAGGCUUGGCUGGUUGUGUGCGGCUUCAAAGUACAAGAACAAACACAAUCCAACAGUUUUUUGUCCAGUGCAGUAGCCAAGACAGAAAAAAACAGGGGAAGAGCUUCUGGAGAGAAAGAGAAAUCAAAUGCUCGAGAGCAGGAGGAGCUCUAUCCCCGUUGAUCGUCGUCUUCGUCUCGAUGAACUAGAAGCGAAUGUGACGUCUACGUCCGGCCAGAGAGCGUCCAAACGAGACUCCGAUUUCCAGGCGAGGGACGACACUAGCAAGAGAGAAAGAAUCUUCGCCGAGGUAACUUACUUUCCGUACUGCCAUGAUCAGCACACACAGCAGCGAUGCAACUUGGGGUGGAUUAAAGUAAUCAUGAUUCGUCGCUGGAAGGAUUGCGCUGCUUAUUUUUCUUUUAUAAUCUUCAUGCCAUGAACAGCAAAUCCUAAAAACAGUGCAAGGUGACAGAGGGUAAAGUCAAAGAAGAGCUCGGUAUGUAUGGAGUCUGGAGUUUGGAGUUUCUCGCGGAAGAUUUGAACUCUGGCCACUGGAUUCUCAGAGCUUCCUGGGCGCGACGACCACCACCAAGGCCAUUAAGCAUUUAAAAGGUGAGCUCCUCCUGCUUGUCUGUUUCAGAGGAACUGUUAAAACAGUACUAAGCUGGCCAGAAAUCUCUGGAGAAGCUUUGCAGGUUCUGGUUUUGUCCAAAUGUGGGGAAGGCUCUGCGCGUUUCAGAAAAGAACAAGAGAAGGAAACACCCCCUCUCCAAUAAUGCUGGCUGCAGCUCGCACUUUUCUUGUGAUUUCUCUUCGCCUUCCCCGCUUGCUGGAAGAGAGGGAAGCGAAAGAAAGGCAAGCAAAAUACACCUGAUCGAAUCGCUGCUUGGAAAAGAAGGAAACUUGGUACGGAAGAGAUCACAGCCAAGUUGCAGCGAAGAGCUCACGAUCAUGAGAUAGAGAUCACGUUGUACGGAAGAGAUCAAAGCCAAGUUUUACUCUUUACGAGAGCUCAUGAUCAUGAAUUAUGAGUGGGGUGAUUGGUAUCGAUCUUUCGUGACAAAGCUGGAGGGAGCUUAGCCGAAUACAAACAAUGAAACAAAGACAUGCUUCUACAUACGACAGGGAGAAAUGAAAGUGAAGAAAAGAAUGUUUGGUGUUUGUUUGUUUGUUGUU
Messenger RNA from Selaginella moellendorffii, 3166 nucleotides. Its product is annotated as D-ribulose kinase. Lineage: Eukaryota; Viridiplantae; Streptophyta; Lycopodiopsida; Selaginellales; Selaginellaceae. The coding region runs from base 7 to 1398 and encodes 463 amino acids. Gene Ontology annotation, molecular function: D-xylulokinase activity. The transcript is spliced from 14 exons. The record is from RefSeq and is a predicted model, not a curated record. Gene Ontology annotation, biological process: xylulose metabolic process. Gene Ontology annotation, cellular component: cytosol.